AUGGUACAUGUUUGUAAGGACUAUGAGGAGAAGUCUUUACAGGAGGAAAAAUAUCGUAUUAUAAAAAUUAACGUUAUUGCAUACUUCGUUACCGUCUACGGUUCAGCGAUCUGUUUUAUCGGAGAAGGUUUAAGGAAAAUGUUCGAAGGAUCUCAUUUUGUCACCGUAGUGACUUAUUAUCCUUCAUUUGAAGAUGAUUCUUUUCAAGCAGCACUUUUUAGGAUUUAUAACACUAUCGUGCUAUUUAUGAUGCUCAUGACAAUGAUAAUGUCGGUUGAUACGUUUACUAUGGUAAAUCUUAUAAUGUUUAAAUACAAGAUAAUUACAUUACGAAAAUAUUUUGAAAAACUAAACGAUGAUUUCAAUAAGAUUAAUGAAACUGGUGACACAAGAUUGGCUGCAGAAACCUUAAAAAAUGGUCUAAUUGAAGGUUUUAAAAUGCAUGUUGAGUUGGUAAGGUAA
Parnassius apollo (apollo) is the source of this 462-nucleotide messenger RNA. NCBI's taxonomy places the organism in Eukaryota, Metazoa, Arthropoda, Insecta, Lepidoptera, Papilionidae. The record is from the annotation of a GenBank genome assembly.